AUGCAAGUGAAGCACUACAAGACGUUGAUGGCCUCGCAGCCGGCGUUUGCCCGGGUGCAGGCCAUCUGCUGGUCGCCAAACAGCAAACGUCUAGCGGUUGCCGACAACCACCGUGUUGUUAACCUGUACGACGAGUUUGGGGAGCGUCGCGACAAGUUUUCCACGAAGGCGGCGGAUAACUCGAAUGGAAAGUUGUUCGUGAUACACGGCAUGGUGUUUUCCCCGGACAGCAGCAGGAUUGCAGUGGCGCAGUCCGACGGCAUGGUGGCCAUUUACCGUAUUGGGCACGAAUGGGGGGAGAAGAAAGCCAUCUGCAGCAAAUUUCCACAGAGCAGUGCGGUCACGUGUGUGUGUUGGCCGAAAACCACGCAGGGGGUGGACCUUGUUGUUUUUGGAACGCUGGAGGGGAAGUUGAAGGUUGGAAUUCUGAAAUCAAACAAAUCUCAAUCUCUCUACACCCACGACCACGCCGUGGUGUCCGUGGCAAGCCACUUCGACGGGCACAAAGUCAUCUGUGGACAUUUGGAUGGCUCCGUUUACCAGUACACCUUUGAUUCGGAGGAGGCGAACGAGACGGCGGGCUCGAAGAAGAUCUUUCACCACUCCUGCGCCCCGUACAUCCUGCUGUGGGGAGAACAUAUUUGUGCGGCGGGGCAAAAUGGGCGGGUCACCUUCUACGACCGCAAUGGCCAGAAGUUGCAGAACAUUGACUACAAGGUGGAGGUGGAAGGGGAGUUCACUGUGGGAUGCUUUAACCCCAGUGGACAGACGAUUGCGCUGGCGUGCCGUGAGAAGUUCCGUCUUUUCGACUACAAUUUGCGUUCCCGUAAAUGGGAGGAGGGAACGGUUAUAAGUCUUCCCAAUUCCUGCACCUUUUCUGCCAUGGCGUGGAAGCAGGACGGAAGCCGCAUUGUGACAGGAACACUGACAGGCGCGGUGGACAUGUUUGACGCUUGCUUAAAACGAUACCGCCUUCGUGGUGCGUUUGAGUUUACAUACGUUAGUCCCAAUCAAGUCAUUGUGAAGCGACUGGCGACAGGAACCCGUAUUGUGCUUCGCUCGAAUAUGGGCUACGAGGUGCAGCGCGUCAACGUUUAUCAUGACCGUUACUUGGUGGCCUACACCUCCACGACGCUUCUUGUCGGUGAUCUCAUCUCGUGUAAGCUGUCGGAGGUGGAGUGGCACUUGUCGGGUCGUGAAAAGUUUGUGUUUGACAAUCCACAGGUUUGCAUGGUGUUUGCGGCCGGGGAACUGUGCCUGAUUGAGUACGGCAAGCAUGAGCUUCUUGGCACUUGUCGCACUGAGGAGCGUAACGCCCACCGCAUCUCUGUUCGCGUGUAUGAGCCUGGGGAGAAUAGCGCAGGAGGUAAGCAGCAGACGCGUAAGUUUAUUGCAUACCUUAUUGAUCGCCAAACCAUUCAAAUUGACGACCUCGGCAGCGGCAUCAGCGUCGCCCGCGUCGCUCACCAAAGCCGGAUUGACUGGCUAGAGCUGAAUUAUCGCGCCAACAAGUUGCUCUUUCGUGAUAAGCAGCAUCAACUGUAUCUCUACGAUGUGGAGGAGCAAACACGCACAACAUUGUUGAAUUACUGCACGUACAUGCAGUGGGUUCCAGGUAGCGACGUCGUUUUGGCACAGAACCGCGUUGAGCUGUGUGUGUGGUACAGCAUUGAUGCCCCUGACCGCGUCGCGGUUGUCCCCAUCAAGGGCGAAGUAGAAGGCAUUGAGCGGGGCAACGGUAAGACGGAGGUCAUUGUCGAUGAGGGCAUCAACACCGUCGCCUACGGCCUUGACGAGGCUCUUAUUGAGUUUGGCACCACCAUGAAAGAUCAUGACUACAACAGGGCAUGCGACCUGCUGGACCAGAUUGCACUGACUUCAGAGACAGAGGCAAUGUGGGCCAAUUUGGCGACGGUGGCACUGCAGGAGAUGAAGCUACAUAUUGCCCAACGCUGCUACGCGGCCCUGGGCGACGUCGCGAAGGUGAAUGCGUUGAACCAUAUUAAUGAACUUGCAGAGGCUGCAGCAAAGACCAAUGAGGGCCUCACGGAUGGCUAUGAACACUACACCGUACGGGCCGAACUUUUUAUGUUGAACAAGGAUUACAGACGGGCCGAGCAGGUUUUUCUUGAAAACGGUAAAACGGAGGAUGUGAUGGCCAUGUGGGAGGAAAUGAAUUGCUUUGAUGAAAGCAUCAACAUCGCCGAGGCACGUGGCUGGCCUGAUCUAGCAAGUAAGCGGGCUCAGUACUACAACUGGUUGAUGGAAACUGGCCAGUAUGAGAAGGCUGGGGAACAGAAGGAGCGGGAUGGCAAAUUUAUUGAUGCCAUUAAUUUGUAUUUACGAGGUGGUACUCCCUCACGGGCGGCAAAUGUCGUCUCGGCCAAUGACUUGAGACCUGAGCCACAACUGCUUGAGGCUAUUGCGGCGGCACUUUUCAAGGCUCAGGUGUUUGAAAAGGCUGGAGACUUCUUUGAUAAACUCAAGAUGGGCGAUCGCGCCAUUGAGGCGUACAAAAAGGGCAAUGUUUAUAGUCGUGCCGUGGAGUUUGCCAAGCGAACGCACCCGGAUCAGGUUGCAACACUGGAAGAGGCAUGGGGGGAUUAUCUUGUUGGUCAGAAACACGUGGAUCAGGCGAUUAAUCACUACAUUGAGGCAAACAAGUACAGCAAGGCGGUGAAGGCUGCCAUUGACUCACGCCAGUGGAGCAAAGCAACGCACAUUCUCGAGAGCCAGACUGUGGGCGCUGACAACGACGACACAGUGAAGGGUUUUUAUAAACAAAUUGCCCGUCACUACGAGGAGCUACAUCAGUACGGGGAUGCGGAGAAGUUCUACAUUAGGGCAGAUUCCGUCAAUGAGGCGGUGGAAAUGUACAGUCGUGCAGGCAUGUCGGAUCACAUGUAUCGUGUGGCUCAACGUCAUCUCUCGCAACAGCAGCUUGUUGCCCUCUUUGUUGAUCAAGCAAAGCAGCUUGAGACGAAGGGCGACUACUCUGGGGCAGAGCGUAUCUACCUAAAGGUGAAUGAACCAGACCAGGCAAUUGUCAUGUACAAAAAGACGCGUGACUAUACAAACAUGAUACGUCUCGUUCAGGCGUAUCGCUCAGACUAUGUACUCAGAACGCACCUUUCCCUGGCGGCCCAGUUUGAGAAGGAGAAUAAUUUCAAAAUGGCAGAAACGCACUACGUUUCUGGAAAAGACUGGGGACGGGCCGUUAAUAUGUACCGUGACCGCGAGUUGUGGGAAGAUGCUGUGCGGGUUGCGAAGGUGCAUGGCGGGGCGAAUGCGGCAAAGCAGGUGGUGCUUUCCUGCGCCAUGGUGGUAGAAGCCGAGGACGGUGUGCGGCUACUCAUGAAGUUUUCCCUUGUGGACGCUGGCAUUGAUGCCGCGCUAGAGGCGCAAAAGUUUGAUUUGGCGUUGCAGUGGUCGCAGCUUGCGCAACCUGCCAAGCUUCCUUACAUUUACCUUAAAUACGCCAUGUACUACGAGGAUCAAGGUGACUUCCGAAUGGCGGAAGAUGCCUUUCUAAGGUCCGGUAAACCACGUGAGGCGAUUGAUAUGUAUUUGCACCAACACGAGUUUGAAAACGCUAUGCGGGUUGCAGAGGGGCACGAUCAGACAGCUAUUUCCGCGGUGCUUCAGGCAAACGGGCGGGACCUUUUUCAGAAGGGCAAGUACCGUGAGGCAGAGGUCUUAUUUAUCCGUGCAGGCGCCCCAGAACCACUGCUAAAAAUGUACAUGGAUAGCCGUCUCUAUACAGAGGCCCAGCAGGUGGCAAAGGAACAUCAUCCGGAGAUGCUUGGCGAAAUUGCCAAGCGCAUUGCGCUUCAGUCGAACGACCCCAAGAAGGCGGGUGCGGUGCUGGAGGAGCACGGUGAGUAUCAGCUGGCGAUUGAGCAUUAUCUUGGCGCAACACCGGAGCAAGUGUCGGACCCUAACGUCUUGGCAAAUCUAUGGGUGCGGGCGGUGAAGGUGGCUCAGAAGCACGAUCGCAAUGCGUUGAAGGGAGUCCUACGCAUAGCCACGGAGAAGUUAAAGGAGGCUCAACGGUACGUUGAGGCGGGCAAAUGUCUUGAGGAUUGCGAGGACUACAAGGGUGCAAUCAACAUGUAUGUGCAGGGCAAGAAGUUUGACCUUGCGGAGUAUCUGGCAAAACGCAUUAGUCCUGAGUUGGAGGACUACGUGAAGCGAGCUAUUGUGCAGGACAGCAUUGAAAACGGUGGAAUGAAGGAUGCCAAGGUGGUGGAGGAGAUUGACCCUGAGUUCGCGCUCAAGACUUACAUCUCAAACAACGACUGGAAGAAUGCCACUCGUGUAGCGAAGCAGAUGACUUCGGAGGAGCUGAAGUACGUGGCAGGGUUACAAAUGAAGUACCACCUUAAUAAGGGAGAGUUAACACAAGCGCUUGAUGUGGUGGAGGAGUUGCCCCUUGACACUGGCGACUUCCGCUUCUAUGACACCUGGUUGGGCAUGGCGGAGCAACUUAUUCCCAUGCUGCCUGUGAAGGCCGAAAGCAACUUGAAGUUAGAUCGCUUCCACACGGGUCUCAUCAAUGUCUCAGAGAGCAUGGCAAAAUCGGGGCAAAAACCAGAGGAUAUCGAAAGGGCAAAUGCACUAGUGCAUAUCAUUCAUAUUUAUUAUACGGCCCCGCGCAUGCUGGAGCUCUCUUUGGGCGAAUAUGCGUUGAAGCUUCUACUUGGUCUCCCACGAUGGAUUCCGUACAUUGCACCGGAAAAGGCGUUCUUUGAUGCCGGCAUGGCCGCAAAGGUCGCUGGCUCAGACGCCAUCGCUUUCCUUUACCUAAACUGUUUUCUCGACAUCACGGAGAAGAUUGGGGAGGGUGCUACCGACAGCUCGACCCUCGAUAGCAGCAGCUUUGAUUGCACAGACUUUCCCAAGAAGUACAUCCUUCCGAAGUCGUCGAGUGUGGAUGCGUCUGCGGAGGAGGAAGUUAACAAAUGGGUCUUGACUGUUUCCAUUGAGAGCAACUUUGACCCGCACUUGCCCACGACGAUGGACCCGCAAAAUCAAGUGAAUAUGUUUGAGGGUGCGCUGCGGUCUCCGGCCGGAGAAGUCUUUCCUGAGUGCGCCGUGACCGGCUACCCCAUCAUUUCUGGGGGGCUUACGAAAUGUCGCAACUGUCAGCGCCCAGCGAACCCGGAGGACUGGAAUAGGUACAUUGUACUCGGCAAGCACUGCCCAUGGUGCGGCGUGGCGGAGUCGCCGAAUUUUUCGAUGUAG
Trypanosoma rangeli is the source of this 5244-nucleotide messenger RNA. RefSeq names its product intraflagellar transport 172-like protein. NCBI's taxonomy places the organism in Eukaryota, Euglenozoa, Kinetoplastea, Trypanosomatida, Trypanosomatidae. Gene Ontology annotation, molecular function: protein binding. Bases 1 to 5244 code for a protein of 1747 amino acids. Gene Ontology annotation, biological process: intraciliary transport. The transcript has a single exon. The record is from RefSeq and is a predicted model, not a curated record. Gene Ontology annotation, cellular component: intraciliary transport particle B; ciliary basal body; axoneme.